Molecule: messenger RNA, 1897 nt
Organism: Saccostrea cuccullata (small rock oyster)
Lineage: Eukaryota; Metazoa; Mollusca; Bivalvia; Ostreida; Ostreidae
Product: calpain-1 catalytic subunit-like
Exons: 11
Biological process (GO): proteolysis
Cellular component (GO): cytoplasm
Molecular function (GO): calcium ion binding; calcium-dependent cysteine-type endopeptidase activity
Source: RefSeq, a predicted model, not a curated record
AUCACGAGAGUGGAACAGUAUUCCAGCCGACGACAGAGAAAAGAUGGGGCUGAUCUUCAGGGAUGACGGCGAGUUCUGGAUGGAGUUUACAGAUUUUAUGCGUAACUUUGAUUCGUUAGACGUAUGUAACCUGACCCCUGAUUCUCCUGUGGAGAUGCCUAAACAGUGGCACACAGCGGAGUAUCAUGAACGAUGGAUGAGAGGGUUUAAUGCCGGGGGAAGACCAAAAUAUAGGGAUUCUCAUUGGACGAACCCCCACUUCAAGGUGACCUUGUCAGACACAGACGAGGACGGCGACAAAGUGUGUAGCUUUAUUGUUCAGUUGAUGCAGAAAGACCGACGGAAAAUCAAACACAGGGGAGAGAAGCUCAUCUACAUAGGCUUCCUCCUGUAUAGGUUAUCACGUGACCACACUGUUCCCCUAAAGAGAGAAUUCUUUGAUACAAAUCAGAGCGUGGAAUCUAGCGGUCACUUUAUCAACAUGCGUCAGAGAAUCGCCCGACUGUCCCUACCCCCCGGGGAUUACAUAGUGGUACCCUGUACGUGGGACCAGAAUGAAGAGGCCGAUUUUUAUCUGAGGUUCUUUUUUGAGAACAGAAAUGCUGUUGAAGAGGUGGACGAGGCCCCGGUGAGAGAAGAGCUGCCCCUCCCCUCUACUGACAAAGACAAGGAGGAUCACUUCAAACGCUUCUUUCACUCAGUUUCAGGAGAGGACAUGGAAGUGAGUGCGUUUGAAUUACAGACAGCCUUAAAUGAAGCUUUACAGAAAGAGCCUUUACAUCAUCACCUAGGAAUACAGGCCUGUAAAUCCUUUGUAGCUUUAAUGGACGUUGAUGGAUCAGGUAAACUUGGUUUCACAGAAUUCUUGUACCUGUGGAAUUUACUUCGUAGCUGGAAGAGGUUGUUUUAUCAGUAUGAUGUCGAUGGCUCAGGCAUGCUCAACUCCUUUGAGCUCAGACGGGUUCUAGGUGCAGCAGGAUUCAAGGUAGAUAACUCCACCAUGAGGUCCCUGGUUUGGUGGUACGCGGACGAGAAAUUCUGUGUCAGUCUGGACAGCUACUUCAUCUGUCUCGCUCGACUGAUGAAACGCUUUAAUGAAUUUAGCAAGUUGAAGAAAAAUGAACAAAUUACCCUCCCUUUGUCACAGUGGUUGCAGAAAGGUGUAUCAUGAUAUUAUCAGGCCACACCCCAGGGGUAAAUGACAAUAUCAAGCUGACUGUGAUAAUGAUCCAGACUCCCAUCAUGCAAUGCAGCAAUGUCACAUGACAACCUUAUCUGAACUGAAUCCCAUGAUGCAAUGCAGCAAUUUCAUAUGAAAACUGAGUCCAUGAUGCAAUGAGUGCAAUGCUGUGACAUACGUUUCUUUGUGAAAAGAUAAUGUGCUCAGUUUUAUGAUCGAAGUUUUUGUUUCUGUUUUAGGGAAUAAACAGGGUUUACAAUGUACAUCAUUUAAAAAAUCUCAGGGUUGUGUAUUCAUUUAUUCAAUACACAAAUAUUUAUUUUAUUAUAAAGGAGUAUUUAAUGAACUUAUCUCGGCUUGUUUUAGAAUUUGUUUUUAAAAGCAAUACAUGACUUCAGACCAUUCCAAAUAUUUAAGAUUUCAUGCAUCAGAAAUCGGCAGCUAAAUCAAUUUACAGUUAAGUACUGGAAGAUAUCAUUCAAAACAUACCCCAUUUAUUUCUUUUGAAGUUUAAACAGUUUUCUUCUAAUUGUUUCAGAAUGCAGUUUAAUUCCUGCACAUUUAAUUUACAUGACUUUGUGUUUGUUGAUAUUUUUAUGUGAUAUUCUAAUAUUAUUCCAUCUUUACAUUUCAUUGUUGUAUUACUGUAUCAGUGUUAUGAAGAUCUGUAUUUUGUUGUUUCAUGCUCUACAUGUAUUUAUUUCUAAUAAGAUCUUU